Molecule: messenger RNA, 1164 nt
Organism: Leptosia nina
Lineage: Eukaryota; Metazoa; Arthropoda; Insecta; Lepidoptera; Pieridae
Source: the annotation of a GenBank genome assembly
AUGGCCAUCUGUUUGCGCACAUUUUCACACAAAAUACUGCCGAUAAACAAUAUAGUUACGACAAAAAACCAUUCGAGUCGUUUGUCCCGGAAAAUUCCGAUUCGGCCCCAAUUUCUGGAAGAUUUUUUGAAUAAACGACGUAUUUCAAGCUAUCAGCUCGCACCAAAAUGUGCCGUAGUUGAUAAUGGAGACGACAUUAAUCUGCACGAAUUAGCAAUAUCAAACAAUUUAAACAGACGUGAAAAAGGAAACAUAACCUUUAUUGAGUCUGCAGAUGCAAUUAGAAGAAAAGAUAUUAAUUUGGGUCCUGUCCAAAAUUACAAGGAGCUUGGUGUAAGAUCUGUGGAUCUUAGAAGCGAUGACUAUGUAGAAAUUAAAAGUCCAUAUAAUUAUAUUUCCCUACCAUCCAUCAAUAUGAAUGAUAUUGAUUUUACUAAAUAUCAUGGAGAGGAUAUUGAACCCACAUGUCUCUCAGACUUUGAAAGAGAUGCUAUUGCUUUCUGUCAAGGACCUGUGACACCAUCUCCGGCUACUCAGAACCCUUCAGAGGAAGGAAAACCUAGUGAGGAACAGCUGAUGAAAGUAUUUCAUACACUCUCAGCUACGAUGCCAGAACUUUUUUUCAAACCACUUGACUACUCUAUCUACCACCCUAAUUUAGUAUUUGUUAAUAAUAUCAGAGGUGUUACAACAGUGGGCUUAAUUCACUACGUCAAACAAGUAGCACUUUUACGCACAGUAGGUCACAUAAAAUUUGCUUAUGUCAAGUUUGAGGUCAUGAAAAUUACUGUUCAUCCAGAGGAUUCAAGCAUCAAAAUGCGAUGGCGUAUCAAAGGAAUAUCUGGAUUAAAAGUCUUUUUUAUGUUUUGGAAGUAUAAACUAUGGAACAUGAAGGAAGUUUUCCAAGAUCAGGAAAUGUGGUAUGAUGGGUUCUCCACUUUCUAUGUUGGUUCAGAUGGUCUAAUUCAGAAACAUGUUGCAGAUAAAGUUAUGCCGGAUCAAGAUACUAUAAUUGACGAUGAGGAGAAAGCGCCAAUUGCUGCAAAAUUAGCACUCCUAGUUGGUCUCAUUCCGCGUAACUACCUUUCCGACGUGACACCAUUUUUCACCACGUCUUCGGGGACCACAGACACAACCCCACUGCCCUUCAAAAUUAUUGAAUAG